Molecule: messenger RNA, 555 nt
Organism: Apiotrichum porosum
Lineage: Eukaryota; Fungi; Basidiomycota; Tremellomycetes; Trichosporonales; Trichosporonaceae
Exons: 1
Coding region: 1-555 (184 amino acids)
Source: RefSeq, a predicted model, not a curated record
AUGGUCACCACCCGCGCAGGAAGCCGUGCCGCCUCAGAGGUCCCCGCGACGCCUACCAAGGCCACCGCCUCGGCCGCCGCCACCCCGGCCAGCGGCAAGAAGCAGCAGCGCUCGCACUCGCGCUCGGCGUCGCCCGCGCCCGCGCUUGUCGCCAGCGCCGGCGCUGCUGGCACUGGCUCGCGCCGCCGCGCACGCCAGAAGGGUCGCGUGCACGCCCUGCGUACCGCUUCUGCCGCGCCCGUGCCCGCCGUCACCGCCGACCCCGAGCUCACGGCCGCCCUGCGCGCCGCGCUCGCCGAGCUGCUCGCUCCCUUGGCCGACGACGCGACCAUCUGCCCCUCGCGCGUGCCCCGCGCGCUCGCGGCCGCCGACGCCGAGGCGUACCCGGACUGGACGGUGCUGAUUCCCGCCACCAACGCGGUGGUGUGGGACGAGGCCAAGGAGGGCCGUGUGGUGGUCCUGCAGGCGAUCGGCGACGACAAGGGCAAGGUCAUUGCCGUCGGCGACAAGGUGGAGGGCCCCAUCCGUAUCCGCAAGAGCGCCGUCAGCGCCUAG